Umbelopsis ramanniana AG is the source of this 2762-nucleotide messenger RNA. RefSeq lists its product as uncharacterized. Bases 25 to 2373 code for a protein of 782 amino acids. NCBI's taxonomy places the organism in Eukaryota, Fungi, Mucoromycota, Umbelopsidomycetes, Umbelopsidales, Umbelopsidaceae. The transcript is spliced from 17 exons. The record is from RefSeq and is a predicted model, not a curated record.
CCUACAGGUACAUUCAAUGCGCCAAUGCUCGAAACUCCACAUCACAAGCGAGACACAGUAAUGUGGCAGGCAAGAAAUGGAUUCAUAUAUGAAACCAACCAUGAUCGAAUAGUGAUUGUGCUGGAGGGAAUCAUACAGUGUCGUUGGGAAUUUCCUAGCUCUAUCUUUCGAGUUGCGUGCUGUGAGGACUUGAAUUCAGAUAUCAAUGCCUUCGUCUUAACCACCGACGGUGUACUGUACAAGCUAGAAGCAUCGAGCACACUUGUAGACGGCAAAAUUCAUGAGGUUGAGCGACCAGCAAAACGCGUAAAGUAUACCGAGGAAUCUGGCAUGGAUUUCGUCGUACUUUCGGUCAGACGCGACCAGGUGUUGGCGGACGCGCUUGCACCGACCGUUUGGAUUCAAGCCUACAAUAUGGAUGAUGUACCUGGUUGCUUGAUUUACCAUGUCGAUGGAUCUUUAAUUUUUUGGUCUAUCCAAGGCGAGCGCACUGUUGUCUGCAGCCCAGUGUCUGCCGAUUCAAACUAUGUCAAACCAGAUGAUAAUGUCUGCCAGCUAUACAUUCCUGCAGGUCGCUUGAGUGAGACUAUGCAUAGUAACAAGAAACGGGUCGACGGAAUUCUGUUUGGAAUAGGAAAUGGUAACAUUUAUUACAAAGCAGUGGAUGAAACAAGCGAAGUUUGCAUCAUGGACCACCCGGAUACAUUGCACAGUAUACACCCGAUAUUGAGACCUUCAAUGUACUCAACAGGCGGUGAUGACAUCGAAUCUGUUGUUAUUCUGACCCUGGAGGGAACAGCUACAACGGUAUACACUACGGAAACUUCCUACCACCCAGAAAUACGCGUUCUUUGCUUGACAUCAUCUGUAACCGCAGCAGUAUCCAAUAUAGAUCGUCUAUACGUUCUUGACAAUAGGAACAAGCUUUAUCAGUACACAUUCCUCGAUAAAUAUGAUUACAGCAAAGGGGAAAAAUUGGUUUUGGUUGCCAAUACCUCAAACGAUCCCCCUGUGGUUGAUAUUGGACUUUUCAAAUGCACGGCAGGUUAUGAACCUCAUGAAACAGAGCUACUAGCGGUCUUGGCUGAUGGCAGCCUUACAAACUUACCCAUAUCAGAGAAAAUGCCCGCCUAUGAUGAACAAUCUUUGCAGGAACAAAUCCAGUUCACUAUAGAGGAAAUCGAAAAAUGUCGUCAGUCGCAGACCCUGUUGGACGAAACUCAUCAGUUUUUGAACUCGUUGCUUUCAGAAUACAACAUGACCAUACAUAAACUACAACGCAUCUUAGACAUGAAAUCUAAACCUAAACUGAAAAGUGACUCGAAACCUGCGUUCACCUGCCAUGUCAAGCCCAAGAUUCUCCCCGCCAAUUUACGCUCCCUGGUAUCCAUCGAAACAUUACUUAGCAUUGAAUUACAGACCGAUAUCUCAAUACGGUGGGGAGAGAACUGGCGCCUUUGCAUUGAAAUGGAUCCUUGCUCAACCGCGAUCGGCGAACCAGCAGCCAGCGGAUCAGCGCCUGGUGAGCUAUUAAUGUGCCCAUUGGACGACUUACGGACAUCCGUGAAGUGGGAACGCGAUUUUGCCGUCAAUGCAAGGCUGAUAGGUCUACCUGUUUACGUCAACAUCAGUCUCGCGUUUUUCCCUUUUUUGAGCAACGUUGAAGAUCAACAUGAAAAUUCUAUUGAUGGUCGGAUUCUGUUUCCUGUACACGGCAUAUUUCUGGACAUGUUGUGCUAUGCAGCACCUUAUCCACCACUUUCAAAAGCCAACUCUGACUUUCGUGGGAGGAAGCGGACCGCGACUGACACGAUAGAACGUAGUCGAACGGCAGUGGAUAUAUACGGGUCUGCUAUGAAAAAACCUUUAGGCAUGGUACUUCCACAAAGCUUGCUGCUCAAAGUACGUACGAGUGCAGCACCUAGAGAUACUUUAUGCCAAUUGGCACUCUUCACCCUAUUGUCAGAAGGCCUAGACAGCCAACUUCUGAAGGAAAUCAUGGCUGAACCAGAGAAAGCUGUAUUCACCCUCCCGCUUGAUCGAAAAUUACCUGUGACCAUAACGGUCCGGCAACAGCCUCAACAAGCCUCUGAACAGCACCAUUAUCUACAUAUCUUGGUUGAAUGCCUACAUCCAUUCAUUUUGUUGAAGGCUUUCCAGGCUAUCACCAUGCGCCUCAGCUUCAAUAUCAGUGAAGACAUGACGGACGAGAUCAGAAAUGCAAAUGUUACUCUUGACCAGGAUAUUUUGCAUCUCCAACACCUUCUCCAAAGCGACCAGCCAGACCUUGUUGAAGCAUAUAACGCGUUGUCACAGCACUGUCAGUCCCUUGACUUAGGCACUAUGGUAUUGGAGGAAAAAGAUACCACGUAAAGAGCCUGCUUUCACGACAUCAACACCGGCCGGCAAAUUCGUCUUGCUCGCUCUAAAUGUGUAUAUUCAACCUGAGGAGGACGAAAGAGUUAAAUAAAACAGAAACAAAAAUUACGUUCAGUACUCGGCCAAUAUUUUUACCCUUUGACUAUCGAUGUUCUCGCGGAGAGCUUCAAGUGCGGCUUCGCGGCACAGAUUGUCAAUGUCGGAACCGGUCCAACCAUCAAGCUCCUCUGCUAGUUUAUCCAACUCAUCCUUACUAACAUCCAUAGGAAUAUUCCGACUGAAGCCUUGGAAUAACAAUUUGCGCUCCUGUUGUAAGCAUGCCAUAGCAAAACAUCAAUAAAAACACAUGUACAUUUGCAAGGUGUUGGAGCAUCGCUUUAAAC